GCUGUUGUUUUCGUGGUGUUUUAUGAUGUUAAUAAAUAAAUAUACAAUUAUUGCGAACUAAUAACCUAUGUGUCGCGGUAAUCUCCAGUAAUUAGAAUUAGUGCAAUAUAUGUGUAGUAGUCAACAUUGAACUUUAGAAUUAGUCAUUAUUUAAAUGCUAACUUUGUGCAAUCUACCUGCAUCGUCGGGCAUAUUUUGUGAAUAAUUAUAGUGACGGGACAUUUAUGAUUUAUAAUUUUGUAUAGACUGAUGAGUAGCAAAUACGUUAUUAUGCGUAAUUUGGUCGCUUGUGGUUUGCAGUAAUUUUACGAAGACUUGAUAUACUAGAUCUAAUGAGGUGAAGUAGUCGCAACAAUGACGUCGUUUGCUAACAUGACUGCAUCGCUGGCGGCUAGCCUACCCACCACGUCGUCCGGUGCCACGAGUAGCGCGUCCGGACACGCGCCCGACCAGGAGGACCCCCUCGCCAUGACGCACAUCAUCUGCAACCUGCUCGAGAACAUGAAUAAGCCGGCCGGCCUGCAGCCCGCCGCAACCUCUGCCUCCUCCACCAUGCCCUACGACAUCUGGGCGCUGCCUUCCUGCAGCUCCCUGCAGAACCCCAUCGGCCCAGUCGCCCAGGACUACAACACCAAUAAUCAUAACAAUAACCAUCAAAACCAUUCCAAAGAAGACAACUCCAGCGGUUCGCCCGGAACCUCGCCCUCGGUAUCUAUAACUUGUUACCGUUGCGAGGCGCGUACGCCUACGACGCGCUGCCUCGAAUGUAAUGACCUAUUCUGUCACGAGUGUUGCCACAAGGUGACUUCCGAUUGCCAAUUGAGGGAGCACACUCUCCUGCCGAUACACCAAAUAUCGCCCAUCGGCGCUCGCCCCAACUCUGUUACGAAUGAAAAAGAAGUAAUGUAUUGUGAACUACACGGCGAGCCAGUCAAAUUCUACUGCGAAGCUUGCAUUGUUUUCAUCUGUCAGGAAUGCACGUUGUGGGUUCAUAAGGAUCACCUCCAUAGUCCGAUCAAAGGCGCAUUUGACGUGUGUCGUAUUGGAGUCUUCAGGGCCAUCGAGGAUACCAAAGCUGGCACUAAAGCUAUAAAAACUGCAAUUGAUCGGGCGGUUGCGAUGUCGAAAGCGUACGAAAAGGAAGCCGCGGAAGCUAAUUUAAAAAUUAGAAAAGCCAUGCGUUGUUACGCGCAGGCCAUAGAAGAUCGUGAAAAAUAUUUACUGGACAAAGUCGAAAAAAUGCGGCAAGCUAAAAUGACUGAACUGACUGACCACAUGAACACGCUUCGAGGCAUUCUCGCCGGUCUUGCGCACACCAACGAGACCUUGGUACGAAGUAUGGACUCCGAAGGCAUAGAUUUAUUCAUGGCGAAAGAAAAAGGUAGAGCUCAAGUAGACUAUUUUUCCUGUAUGUUUAAAAAUAUGUACAUAGCCGAAGAAAGAAUUAUGUUCGUGCCGCCUAACUACGAUUUGGUUGACCAAAUAAAGCGCCAAUGUGACGUCCAACCCACGCCAGCUGUGUCGAUGCAUUCUCUGACUUCGACGUCAUCGAUCCAAUCUCGCCAGUCGUUGAUGUCGCUGCAAUCGUUGCAAUCCGCUCAAUCAUUUUCACCCUUGUCUUAUCAUAUUUCGGCAUCUAAUAGCCUCAGAAAUGUACCAGAAUAUCCAAGCAAUCCCACGAGGUCCACCAAUUAUUAUGACCACAGCAUUUCAUCAAGUAUUGCCAUGGAUGCAAAUCCAGCACGCGGUAUCGGUCAAGCGAUUCCGGGAUACUGGAUGUCCGUAUCGGUGAGACCGACGAGGAGCCCCGUGCCCGGAGUCCCGAUGUUUUCUUUUGGCAAAGAAGGUCAAGACGAAGGACAGGUGUCGAGACCGUGGGGUCUGUGCGUAGACAGAGAAGGAAACAUUAUCGUUGCUGACAGACGAAAUAAUCGCAUUCAGAUAUUUAAUAAUCGCGGCGAAUUUAAAACUAUGUUCGGUGCUAAAGGCACGGGCCCUGGAGAAUUCGAUCUACCAGCAGGAAUUACCACAGACACCUACGGCCGGAUAAUUGUCAUCGAUAAGGAUAAUCAUAGAGUGCAAAUCUUUACAUCGGCCGGUAAUUUCAUUCUUAAGUUCGGCUCGUUCGGUAAGGAAUGUGGGCAAUUCCAAUAUCCCUGGGAUGUUGCUGUCAACACACUGGGUAAUAUCGUAGUCACCGACACGAGAAAUCAUCGCAUUCAACUGUUCACUAGCGACGGAACUUACAUCACCAAGUUCGUCUUUGAAGCCGCGAAUCCCGCAAAGCUUCUUAAAGGACCGACGACGCCAAGGGGCGUUUGUUUUACGACCAACGGCAAUAUUAUUGUCUCUGACUUUGAGAACCAUCGCCUCCUCAUGGUGGAUCCGACACUUUCGAAGGUUAUUCACUGCAUGGGACGAGAGGGGUCCGGCAUAGGGGAAUUGAAUCGUCCCUCGGGCAUAGUGACGGACGACGACGGACGCAUCAUAGUUGCGGAUUCUAAGAAUCACCGUGUGCUGGUGUUUACGUCUGAGCUGCGCAUCCUGUGGGCCGUGGACCUGAAGAGCCCAGGGCUAGACGACAAGGACCGGCCAAGCGACGUGGCGCUCACACCGGAGGGCUAUCUAGUGGUGCUGUUUGAGACGCUGCCGGACACCGCGCGCGACGUCACCUCGCACGGCAAGCAGUACAUCAAAGUUUACUGACGGAUAUAAUCGCCUCGCAGGCGGCCGACACCACGAGCCCUUGCGCUCACAAUGUUCUAAUUUUAUUUUGUUUUUGUUUAUUUGUGAUUGAUUUCAUGAUGUGCCAAUUUUAUUAUUAAUAUUUCGCAAAAAUCUGAAUGGAGCAUAGCUUGUACGGAGAAUCGAUGUUUGCUGAUAUUUUGUUAUGUUUUGCGCAAAUCAAUAAUAUGUCUUUUAAAUUCUUUUGAUGAAUGUUUCGUUACCAUAUUAUUUUGAUAUUUUCGUUUCCGUAUGACACUAGUCUGUAAGCACCAAACGAUAUAGUACCCCCUUACAAUAAUGUUGUAUCACAUAUAUUAUAAAUCUUAGCUUAUUGUGUACUGAACUGUAUCGGUCACAUUGUACUCUGUAAAACUCUAAAUAUAAUUCAUUCUAUAUCCCAUAUUACACAAUAUAUAGAUAACUAUUA
Papilio machaon (common yellow swallowtail) is the source of this 3154-nucleotide messenger RNA. It is a transcript of the gene wech, whose product is annotated as protein wech. The transcript is spliced from 2 exons. Gene Ontology annotation, molecular function: zinc ion binding; ubiquitin protein ligase activity; protein binding. The coding region runs from base 355 to 2706 and encodes 783 amino acids. The record is from RefSeq and is a predicted model, not a curated record. Gene Ontology annotation, biological process: protein polyubiquitination; proteasome-mediated ubiquitin-dependent protein catabolic process. NCBI's taxonomy places the organism in Eukaryota, Metazoa, Arthropoda, Insecta, Lepidoptera, Papilionidae.